AAGCGAAGUCAUCGCCGCCAUCAUCAGGCAGGGCAUGGAGCUGUGAGUGAGCUGACAGAGCUUGCAAGCACAUUGCUUUCUUGCAAGUAACCACAGGCCAGAAGUAGACGAAAAGCAAGCCAAUCCAAGCCUGUGGAGGAGAGGAGUCGAUCGGAGCCGUCUUUGCCAAGUCGCUGUCUCGUCGAAAGGGACAAGGGUCUCCUGGACAGAGGUCUCACCCGUUAAAAUCUCCAUCUUUUUUCUCUUCUUCCUCUAGCUGUGCAAGUGAAGGAGAGAAAGGAGCAGACUGAAUUCUCCCGGCUCGUCGUCGUCGUCGUCGCUGUGUGCGUGCUAAUGCGAAGGAGCAAGUGGUGCUUGCCUUGUUUGCCCAUGGCCAGCACGGCGGCGCUGCCCGUGGAGACGCCGUUCUCUCUUCCGGCUCCGCUGCCGGCGUGGCCGUCGUCGUCGUCAGUUUCAGACGGAGGAUUUGCAAAAGGUAGAAUAAACCUUGGAGGCUUAGAGGUGCGCCAAGUCGCCACAUUUGACAAGGUUUGGUCCACGGCGAAGGGCGGCGAGGACGGCCUCGGCGCCACCUUCUUCAAGCCGGCGGCGGUCCCCGCCGGCUUCUGCACGCUCGGCCACUACGCGCAGCCCAACAACCGGCCGCUCUUCGGCCACGUCCUCGUCGCCCGGGACGCCUCCGGCGGCGGCACCGGGGCGCUUCUUGCUCCGCCGCUGGACUACACGCUCGUCUGGUCCAGCCCCGACGGCGCCGGCCACUUCUGGCUCCCGGCGCCUCCUGAUGGUUACAGGGCGAUCGGCGCGGCGGUGACGGCCACGCCGGAGAAGCCGCCGCUCGACGAGGUCAGGUGCGUCCGCGCCGACUUCACCGACGCGUGCGAGGCGGAGCCCAAGGAGAUAUGGAGCGGCGAUGGGUUCGCCGCCACCGCCCUGAGGCCCGCGGUGCGCGGCGUCGACGCCCGCGGCGUGCACACUGGCACGUUCGCGACGGCGGCGAGCGCGUCGGCGUUGGCGUGCCUCAAGAACAACAGCGCGGCGUACACGUCGUGCAUGCCUGACCUCGCCCAGGUGAACGCCCUUCUCGCCGCCUACGCGCCGCAGCUGUUCCUCCACCCCGACGACCCCUACCUGCCGUCGUCGGUUACGUGGUUCUUCCAGAACGGCGCGCUGCUGUACCAGAAGGGCGGCCAGACGCCGACGCCGGUGGCCGCCGACGGGUCGAACCUCCCCCAGGGCGGCGGGAACGACGGCGGGUACUGGCUCGACCUGCCGGUGGACAACGGCCAGAGGGAGCGGGUCAAGAAGGGCGACCUCGCCGGCGCGAAGGUGUACGUGCAGGCGAAGCCGAUGCUUGGCGCGACGGCGACCGACCUCGCCGUGUGGUUCUUCUACCCGUUCAACGGGCCGGCGCGGGCGAAGGUGGGACCCCUCACCAUCCCGCUGGGAGAGAUCGGCGAGCACGUCGGCGACUGGGAGCACGUGACCCUGCGAGUGAGCAACUUCUCCGGCGAGCUGCUCCGCGUCUACUUCUCGGAGCACAGCGCGGGCAAGUGGGUGGAGGCGUCGCAGCUGGAGUACCUCGACGGGAACAACCGGCCGUCGGCGUACGCGUCGCUGCACGGGCACGCGCUGUACGAGAAGCCGGGGCUGGUGCUGCAGGGGAACUCCCAGCUGGGCGUCGGGAUACGCAACGACUGCGCCAGGGGGAGCAGGGUGGACACCGGCGGCGCCGGGCGGUACGAGGUGGUGUCGGCGGAGUACCUCGGCGCCGGCGCCGUGGCCGAGCCGGCGUGGCUCCUGUUCGACAGGGAGUGGGGCCCGAGGGAGGAGUACGACAUCGGCCGCGAGAUCAACCGCGUGGCCAAGCUGCUGCCGCGGUCGACGAGGGAGAAGCUGCGCAAGCUCGUCGAGAGCGUCCUCGUCGGCGAGGGGCCGACGGGGCCGAGGAUGAAGGGCAGCUGGAGAGACGACGAGAGGGACGAGAAGUGAUUUUUCUCAAAUUUUAAACAAAGUGGCGAGUGAAGUGAUUUCACGAGUACAUUACACCCAAGUAGGUCUGCAAUUUUUUUUCCUUUUUUUAGUAAUGUGUAUAUUGAAUUUGAAACUUAAUUCCUUUAUGAUGUUGUAUUUAUAUUGUAAAAUACUAUUUUAUCUUUAGUGUAACUUGUGUGGGCACUUGAAAGGUGAAAAUUCUCACGCACUUUUCACUAAUUAUUUAUUAUUUAUAAAUAUGUC
Oryza brachyantha (malo sina) is the source of this 2235-nucleotide messenger RNA. RefSeq lists its product as uncharacterized. The record is from RefSeq and is a predicted model, not a curated record. The transcript has 2 exons. Bases 334 to 1989 code for a protein of 551 amino acids. Lineage: Eukaryota; Viridiplantae; Streptophyta; Magnoliopsida; Poales; Poaceae.